Capronia coronata CBS 617.96 is the source of this 1941-nucleotide messenger RNA. RefSeq lists its product as uncharacterized. NCBI's taxonomy places the organism in Eukaryota, Fungi, Ascomycota, Eurotiomycetes, Chaetothyriales, Herpotrichiellaceae. Gene Ontology annotation, molecular function: basic amino acid transmembrane transporter activity. The transcript has 2 exons. The coding region runs from base 1 to 1941 and encodes 646 amino acids. Gene Ontology annotation, biological process: transmembrane transport; basic amino acid transport. The record is from RefSeq and is a predicted model, not a curated record. Gene Ontology annotation, cellular component: fungal-type vacuole membrane.
AUGGCGCCGUCAUUGCUACCGAGCACCGGCGACAACGAACCGAUAGAGGGAGGGACUCGACCACCAGGCGAUGAGACGCUUCGCUUUCCAUUUACCCUUUCCCUUCCAACACCCCACUUCCUAAGCCGCAGGUCUUCAUCCUCCUCGGAUCCCGAUGAUGUGGACAUUCAGGAGUUAAGCCGCAGCCUUGCCCAGGUGGGAUCAUUUACGUCAGGCACACUUUUGGAUCGAGGAACUUCAUGCUAUGCAGGCAUCGAAACACGACCACAGACAAUACAGAAAAAGCCUCUGUCUUCGACAAUUGAGACUCCAGUAUACGGCACCUUCGACGAAAAUGUCGACAGGACUGGCGAGCUUGAAUCCGCCGACGUGUUUGAGGACACCAAGUUCAUAGGAAUCAGUCCGAAGCGCUUCUGGCUGAUCUUCGUGGUCAUCACUCUGGGCUAUUUCAUUGCUUGCUUUGACUCGACCCUGAUGGCUUCAAGCCAUCCUGUGAUCACGUCCUACUUCGGCGCCUCUCAGGCGGCCUCAUGGCUAAGUACCGUCUUCUUGAUCACAAGCACGGCCUGCCAGCCCCUGUUCGGUCGUCUAUCUGACACAAUUGGAAGGAAGCCAGUCUUUCUGCUGUCGUUCGCCAUCUUUGGGUUGACUACAGGUUGGUGUGCUCUUGCGGGGAGUAUUGAGAGCUUUAUUGCGGCAAGAGCGGUCUGUGGUAUAGGAGCCGGAGGAACAAUGUCGAUGAGCCUGAUCAUCAUAAGUGAUCUUGUUCGCAUCGAGCAUCGUGGCGUUUUCCAAUCUCACAUCAACCUCGCUUUUGGACUGGGAUCAGCAUCGGGAGCUGCUCUUGGUGGCUGGCUGUGCGACAGUUUGGGCUGGAGAUGGGCCUUUGGGAUCCAGGUGCCCUUCAUCGGUGCUUGCCUCGUCUUGGCGAGCAUGUUCACGCCUACCGACCUUGGGCCAAUGCUCAUCAAUGCUGGCGAAGGAGGCGCCUGGAUCGCCCUCAAGAGCUUUGAUUACCUUGGAUCGAUGUCCCUGAUCAUCACAAUCACCUCAUUGAUCCUUGCCCUUAACCUCGGGGGCAAUGUGUUUCCAUGGACGUCGCCAGUGAUCACAGCAUGCUUUGCCGCCUCCAUUGCGGCGGGAUUCGGGUUCGUCUAUAUUGAGACCCAAGCCAGACAGCCGUUGAUGCCACUGCACUUGCUCAGCAAGCCGCCGAUUGCGAACAUGGUCUUUGCCAAUUUAUUGGGAGGCAUUGCCUCCAAUACCGUUCUAUUCAACCUGCCCCUGUUUUUUCAGGCCGUCUUGCUGACAUCCGCCUCCAGCUCUGGCUUCAGGCUCGCCCUGCCCAGUCUGGUAGGUUCCUUUGCGGGCAUCUCGACUGGAUACAUUAUCACGCGCACACGACGCCUCAAGCCGACUCUAGUUGUUGGAGCCUUCGUUUACCUCAUUGGAUCCAUUGCAACUUGCGCAAUCACCAAAAAUACUUCCGAGAUCGUGAGUCUCAUUCUCAUCACAGGCGUACCGUUGGGACAAGGGUUCGUUUUCCCCAACACCAUGAUGAGUGCUUUGGCAGUUUCGGAGCAAGCACAGCAAGCCGUGGUGACGACCACCAUUGGCCUGUGGAGAAAUUUGGGAGUAGUCUUGGGUGUCGCUCUUUCCAGCUUGGUCUUUCAGAACAGCUUGGUUGUCAAUUUGAGGCGGCACGUCACCGGUGCAGGGAGUGAUGAAGUCAUUCGUACGGUCCGUUCAGCGGUUGAAUCGAUCAAGCUCCUCCCCUUACCCGUGCGAGAUCAAGUAGUGAUUGAUGCUUACGCUCUAUCGCUCCGGACAACGUUCUUGUGCGCCAUAGCAGCUUCGGUUCUGAUGGUGAUUCUGAUUGUGCCAAUCAAACUCCCAAAAUUGAGAAGAGGCACACAGCCAGUCGUGAGCACCGGGGAGUAA